Messenger RNA from Xiphophorus maculatus (southern platyfish), 3958 nucleotides. Its product is annotated as kit ligand-like. NCBI's taxonomy places the organism in Eukaryota, Metazoa, Chordata, Actinopteri, Cyprinodontiformes, Poeciliidae. The coding region runs from base 1879 to 2631 and encodes 250 amino acids. The record is from RefSeq and is a predicted model, not a curated record. Gene Ontology annotation, biological process: cell adhesion; positive regulation of cell population proliferation. Gene Ontology annotation, molecular function: stem cell factor receptor binding; cytokine activity. Gene Ontology annotation, cellular component: plasma membrane. The transcript is spliced from 9 exons.
CCAGGAUGAGGGAAUGAACGCCGUCAUAUGAACUCUGUCUCACUGCUGCGAAACGUGGAAAGUAUAUUCCCACCAUGGGAAAAAUUCCUGGAAUCUGCUGCUGCUGCAGCUUUCUUUGGACCUCCUUACAGCACUCAGGAAACCUUCAACAGCCACAAAUAUCCAUUCAAAGACCCUCAACUUCACCCAAAAACAAAAUUUGUAAUGAAACCCUUGAACUGCUUAGCAAUCUUUGUCUUCUUUUGGGUUCGCUAGUAUAGCUUGCGGCAUUUUUUUAAGGAAAGUUGGUGGAUAAGCCAUGCUUAAACUCACAUUUCAGCACUGAUUAUUAAUGUAUCAAUCAUUAGAAGCUAGCUGUCUUUUAUUCAGGGGAAAGAUUACACCUUUGCAAUGGUUGAAUGUGAAAACGGCCUCAAUAAACUUCGAAAUCAUUAUUAAACUGAUUAGUUAUUGAGGUUACUGGAGAAGUUCCUCGAUAUUUACAGCAGGUGUUUUAGGAAAAUGGUAGAAAUCAUUUAUCAUCUUUCUAAUGUGAAGCUGCUCUCACUUUAGCCAAAGUUGACUUGUGAUUCAUUUGAAUACCUGUCAGUUCCUCGUGAUGACUCCUCAUCCGACUAAAUCUUAGAAUCCAUGUAGAUUCCCAACCAAGUCAAAGAGGUCUGAUCAGCAGCUUGAGGUUGUAUUGGGAUAAAUAUGGUUGCCAUCUGUUCUACACUGGAAAAAAAUAUCUUAGUAGCAAUUAAUUUCCACAACCAAUGCAGAAGUAUUGAGCCAUUUUCAUGACUUCAAACUUAAGGCAAGUUUGAAGUCAUGUGUUCUGACUUCCUGCAACACCUGACUGCACCAAGCUCCAGCAAAAGUUAGUGUUUCAUCUUGCUACGCUUAAAAACCUUUACACACUCCUGCUGACUGAUAGCAUAUUCCAUGACUAAAUCCAUUAGUAGAGACACUGCCAGUCUACCACGGAGAUUAAUGAAUGAAUGAGUGAAUGAAUAAUUCACCUGGCAUUCGAGUCUUUGGAGUGUAGAUGAAACUACUGUGCUCCUGAGAAAACCUCGACUAGAGGACAAGCAGACAAAGUGUGCCGUCCUCAGGAAAUGAAGAGCUUGGUUUUCUAAAUCAUUUGCUUUUCCUCAUUUCCUGAAUCUCUCCCUUGUGACAGCUAUUGAUUUGGUAAUGGAAAUCAAUUAUGGAUAAUGGCUUGUACAUGGGUCCACUUAUCAGGAGGAACCAUGAGCCGGAUUGCAUUGCAAAACAUUUGCACGUGCGCACCGAGACACAGGAGCCAGGAUUUCUACCGUGGAUCGAAAUUUAAUAAACAAACAAAAUCUUAAUAAGUAUACACGAUUAAAUAAAGCAAGAAAUAACACGGCUGAACGUCUUAAUUGCUCCCCAUCGUCCUGUUCUCACUUUUUUUACAAACAACAGCUUGGGGAAUAACCCUGACAUAUUGCAAGUGAAAUAUCCUCGCAGGAGAACAAGCACCCACUUCUCCCCAUGACCAAAUUGAUACGUGGGAGUUUAUGGAAAAGUCUCAGACAGCGUCAGAGCGUGACAUAAUGACUCAGCUUGUAGGCGGCCUCUCCGCCACGUCAAAAAAGACCCCACCAGUUUGUCUGAUGCGAGAGCAGACUGCUGGCCCAUCCUUGGGUUUCACUACUCAUUUGUACAUCAUCGACACACAUGCAAACAUACACAGAGCUCCAAGUUCUUUCUGCAAAUGCAAAAGGCUGAAUUUUAAGAGGCUAAUCUGAGAAACCUUGGAACCUUGCUCCAUAUGAGGAAGAAAGGAGGUGCUCCUUCACUACCCAGUGGAAACUUCAAUAAAAAUCACAGAACUGUCAGAGAGCCUCCGCUGUGUUCAUAGUCCUUGAUGAAAUGAUCAUCAGCACAACUUGUGUCCUCUUGGGUCUGUUUUCAAGUUUGCAUCUCUGCUCUGGGAAAUUUGGAACGCCAAUAACUGAUGAUGUGAGCAAGCUGUCUGUGUUGAAGCAGAAUAUCCCCUCUGAUUAUGAGAUUCCUGUUGGUUACAUUCCCAGAGAGGUGGCCGGCACGUGCUGGGUGGUUUUAAACAUCUAUCCUUUGGAGCAAAGUCUUGAAAAGCUGGCCAGCAUGUUCGGUGCCGUGUCAUCAAACAGAGACGACGUCAACAUCUUUGUCACGAUGCUGAAGAGUUUACGCCUCACCUUUGACCAUGAAGAGCUGGAAGCAGCAAUGCAGGACUUCCAGUGUCACUAUCGAGAGAAGAGCUUACUCUCUGGACUUUACUUUGACUACAUCCAAGACCUCUUGCGUGCGGCCACUCAAGGAACAUUGAGUUUCUCUUGCCAGCCACAGCCAUGCCUUAAUCAUCCGCAAACAGCAGAAGGUCAGGAGGAGAGUCACAAAUACAGAUGGUUAAAGAGCAGCUCUUUGCUCUUUGUGCUAAUCCCCUUCACAGCCUGUAUUGUGCUGAUAGUCUGGCAGGUUAAGUCUGGGAGGAACUCAACAGCGUGCAACACUUCAAAUGGCCAAACUGCAUCUUCUGACCUGAUCCCAACUGUGUCUAUCUCCAUCCCACUUCAAACGCUCACCCACGCCGAUGACAGCCAGCCAACGGGGGAGGCAAUCUCUGAACAUGAGAGCGGAUGAAGCGUGAUAAAGCAUAGAAAAAUUUGUGUGGUCUGUCACUUUUCCUGCUCGAGCGCCAGAGGAACUGGAGCUGGUGUAAAGGGAAGGUGCGUUGGCAAAGUUCCCCCAGCUCUUGAGUCGACACAAGAGUUAUCCUCUCUGAAACUGGCUGCCAAAGUAAAAAAAAAACAACCAUGAUCUUGUUUUGACUGGUGAAUCACAGCUCUUUAGCUGUUCUGUUCUGCGAAGUUAAAAGCCACUUUAAUGCCAUUCAAGGUGGGGUUGAGUCACUGGGGCUUCACAUCAGUACAAUACUCCACAGUUCAGAGAGAACUGUGUUGUUUCAAAAGGGAACAACACUCAUGAAGUGAGUUGUCAAAGUUAUUGUCCUUUCAUUUCUAUACAAUCAAACAUGAACUCCAAACUGCUCUUGUACUGACUUCUUUUGAAAUCUUUUAAGGAGUUUAUGAGAAAAAGUCCAUUCCUACAAAAGUUGUGUAAAAAGAAUCCUAAAAGAACUGAUGCCUCUCUUGUACUUGUUGUUGACAUUGUUGUGAUCUGUUAUCUGUCACAAAUUUUAGAACCUACUAGUCACAAACAACACUCUGAGUAGUUCGACAAAUGUCCGACUUUAUGAAUCAAAGAUCUGACCAGAUGGCAGAUAGCCAUGGCCAGAGGGCCUUUGAAUCCGGUCAUUGUGCUUCGAAGCCGUUGCACAGUGAACUAUUGCUGCUCCUCAGCCACUGCGAGUGUGUUGGGAGGUUUUUAAUGCCUCAGUUUCAGAGUCAAUCAAUUUCAGUCAUGAGAGCAUGACUCUCAAGAGUGUGAGUGCUCUUGUGCUGUAUGUGUCAGAAACCGGGAGCAAGAGACAGGACAGGACCAGCGAGGGAAAGUGAGGGAGAUAGAGACAGACAGAUAGAUGAACGGAUGAGCUCAGUGAAGAGCAUAAGGAGGGAUUGUUCUCGUCACAAAAGAGCAGGCCGUAGGCUGGAGGAAGUGCCAGUUACAAACAUGACCAAUGUCGACAGAUCUCUAUGAAUCAACAGGCUAAGAAUCUCUGCAGACCGCAGGCUAUGUAGUUGGAUUUGCAGGGACUGGUCAGCAUUUCAAUAACAGUUCAAAUGAUUUACUUCCAAAACAGGCCAAUGACAUGGCUUGUUCUAUAGUGAAAUAUUUUGGAUGAGGUUCAAAACCAGGGAAACUUUCACUAUCUUCUCAGUGUACUAUAUCGAUGAGUUUGAUUUUUUUAUUAUUAUUGUCAAAAAUGUGUGUUUGUAUGUAUUUUCGUUCUUUUGUUAUGCUCUGAAUGUCUUUCAAACGCAAAUAAACUUUUACCAACUGUUUAACA